AUGACGAAAGUGCAGAACACGGAGAUAGAAGGGCAGCGGUUGAAGGAUCUCAAGGCCAAGAACUAUUUGUUUCAAGCUAUUGAUCAGUCAAUCUUGGAAACAAUUCUUUGCAAAGAAACUUCCAAGCAAAUUUGGGAUUCCAUGAAGAAGAAGUACCUAGGAUCAGUAAGGGCGAAGAGGCAGCAACUUCAAGCACUUCAUACGGAGUUCGAAAUGUUUCGGAUGAAAUCGGGAGAGUCGGUCGUAGACUAUUUUUCUCGAAUGAUGGCAAUCGUUAACAAGAUGCGUAUCCAUGGCGACAAGAUGGAGGACGUGACUGUAAUUGAAAAAAUUCUUCGAUCACUGACGCCGAAAUUUAACUAUGUGGUUUGUUCAAUUGAAGAAUCAAAGGAUCUGGAUGAUCUUUCAAUGGAUGAGCUGCAAGGUUCAUUGUUGGCCGAGGAAGAGGAGGAGGCGGAGGAAACAAGGAUCAAAGAAGCCAACAACAAUUCCAACAUCAAAAGUCUGAAGAUAACCAAUUUCAUGGUUCUCAAUGGAGAGGAAGAGGACGAGGUAGCAACCAAGGACGAGGCAACCACCAAGGACGAGGUAGUCACCAUUCAACCAAUUUCAGAGCAAUGUCAACAGACAAGUCCAAGGUCGAAUGCUACAGAUGUCAUCGAGAAGGAAGAAGAAGUAUCCUUGUUGAUGAUUUGUCGUGCAAAGGAGGAAACCAACAAGAAUUUAUGGUACUUAGAUACUGGCUGUAGCAAUCAUAUGUGUGGAGACAAGUCUACAUUCUCUGAUUUGGAUGAAUCCUUCCGUGAUGAUGUGAAGUUUGGAGACAAUUCGAAAGUCUCUGUUAUGGGAAAAGGAAAGGUAGCUAUCCAAACCAAGGGAAAUUCCAUUCAUACUAUCUCUAAUGUUCUUUUUGUGCCAGAUUUAAAGACCAAUCUGCUUAGUGUGGGACAGCUGCAAGAAAAGGGAUAUGAGAUUUCUAUCAAAGAUGGAGUAUGA
Messenger RNA from Cornus florida, 996 nucleotides. RefSeq lists its product as uncharacterized. The transcript has 3 exons. Bases 1 to 996 code for a protein of 331 amino acids. The record is from RefSeq and is a predicted model, not a curated record. Lineage: Eukaryota; Viridiplantae; Streptophyta; Magnoliopsida; Cornales; Cornaceae.